Messenger RNA from Prosopis cineraria, 2325 nucleotides. RefSeq lists its product as uncharacterized. The transcript has 2 exons. NCBI's taxonomy places the organism in Eukaryota, Viridiplantae, Streptophyta, Magnoliopsida, Fabales, Fabaceae. Bases 217 to 2022 code for a protein of 601 amino acids. Gene Ontology annotation, molecular function: protein binding. The record is from RefSeq and is a predicted model, not a curated record.
UUAUAUAUAUUUGAACGUGAAUUGGGUAAAACUUUCCGAGAUAAAUAUCAAUGCUGCUUAUGGAGACUGCUUCAACAGUAUCGAAUUACAACAUCAUGCUAUUUAAUUAUAUGCCCGCCGCUAGGUCUUUCCAUGUCAUUUGGCUUUUCCCCUGAUUAAAACUUAAAUCCCGCUGGAUCUUCUCAAAAGAAAAUCUCAAAUAUCACCUUAUUCAAUAUGGGUGUGGCAACCUUGAAUUCCCUACCCAAAACUCCGUACAACACCAGCCACAGUAUCUCCGACGAGUCUGACCGGGAUGAGAUCUGCACCAGGCCAUGCUGUUUCUUUUGCACCAUGAGAGAAGCAGACACAUCCCUCAAGAGAGCAGAAAUAGGGAAGUUCUUCAAAGAGAUGCCUCUUCGAGAUAAUCAAGAUCAUGUUUUGGUGCUGAGUGGACUGUGGCAUAUUGCCAUGAACCAACCAAAUGACCCAGAGUUCCCCUCCCUUGGCAUAUUCAAGUGCAUGGCAAAUCUCAUCUACAAAGCUAUAAAGGACAGAAACUGGCUUCUUACGAAUCAAAAUAUAUACACACCCUAUUAUGCUGGUCAUAUCAUUGGUUCUUACACCAUAAAUAAGGAGGAGUAUGCUCAAAUUGCUGUUCAGUCUGGCGUGAUACCACCACUAAUGGAGCUUCUGAGAGGAAAGAUGAGCUGGGUUGAGCAAAGAGUAGCAGUUCGAGCACUAGGACACCUGGCCAGUUAUGAGAGUACUUUUCAGGCAGUAGCAGAAUACGAACAAGAAUUGGUGGAAGUGGCAAAAAACGUGGCUUCUACAAGCUUGAAAGUGGUCUUUGUUAAAUUCGUAGGGGUCAAGGACGUAAACAAAAGGCUCCAAUACCAUAGAAAAUUGCUGACAAGAGGUGCUGGGAGUGUGGAGAAGGAGAAUCGCAAGGCCGAAGAAUGGGCUAGCCAGCUUCAAUGCUGGUCUCUUCACUUGUUAAAUUGCUUCGCCUGCAAAGAGAGGUCUCUGAAUCUCAUAGCUGAUAAGGAGUUCCUGGAAGAUUUGUGUGAAAUGUGGGGUGGAUUAAUGAAUUACACGUCACCAGCUGGGGUUGGAUUGAUUAGAAUCUUGUGCUAUAGCAAAAUAGGAAGGGAAAGGAUUGUUGAUUCACCUAAAGUUAUCAACGCUUUAGGUAACCUCUCGAGAUCUUCGGACGAUUGGCAAUAUUUAGGUAUAGAUUGUCUUCUAUUGCUCCUUAAGGACCCACAGACGAGGUACAAAGUCAUUGAUCUCGCAGUUUCAUAUCUCAUUGAUCUGAUUGAACUCAGAAACCUUGGAGACAGGUCCAACGUAGGGGAAACAAUCAUGAGGGGUCUCCUUCUGCAAUAUCAACGUGGUAUUUCAAAAUCGUUGCCGGAACUGCUGCAUCUUGAGGUGGACAGGAGGAAUAUGGAGAAACUUAUGUGUGAGGAAAAAUUAGAGGAAGCAAAGGUUUUGAUAAGUUCAAUAAAGCAACAAGCAAAACACAUGUUCUGGUUAGGUGAGGUAGAAGCUGCUGUAUCGAAGUACACUGAAGCACUAGAUAUUUGUCCAUUGAGAUACAGGAAAGAAAGAAUGGUGCUGUAUAGUAAUAGGGCUCAAUGUCAUCUGGCGCUGAGAGAUCCAGAUUCAGCCAUUAGCGACUCAACUCGAGCUCUUAGCCUGUCUAACCCAGCAAACACACACGGCAAGAGCCUUUGGAGGAGGUCACAGGCAUAUGACAUGAAAGGGAUGGCCAGAGAGAGCCUGAUGGACUGCAUAAAUUUGAUGAAUGGGUGCAUCAAGAUUCCGUAUCACGCUGCUCGCAUGUUAUGCAAACAGAUGGAUGCCAUAUGGCUUUUUGGUCCUGCCCGCUCAAAGGUAACAGUAACGCAGAGCCAGUCAGUGGUGGGAAAGACAAAAGAAUCUAAUGGUCGUGAGGGCAACUAUGGAGGGCGACCACAUGUCCGUGCGAUGGUGUUUGAAAAGCAGAGGUCUCGUGCCCGGUCUGGCCGCCAUUAUUGAACAACCUCCGCUCGCAAAAGAAAGAAGAGAAAGACGGAAGGGGCAAGGAGUGCCAUGAAAACUGGUGUAGCUGGGGCAGACGUUAGCCGAUCUAAACUGGCGUGUUCCAGAUCGACCCGAUCGAUCAACGUUUGGCUCUUCGGUCUGCUUCACGAACCGUAGAUGCGCAAAAGUGAGAUGGUGUACUGGUAUGGCCCUGCACUAGGCAUGGAAUUAUGAAAGAUGACCACAUUGCCAUAAUAUAAUAUCACUGUUGUUUUUAGACCCAAAAAAAUAUAUCACUGUUGCUUCUUUCUUCUUAUA